Molecule: messenger RNA, 1899 nt
Organism: Cavenderia fasciculata
Lineage: Eukaryota; Evosea; Eumycetozoa; Acytosteliales; Cavenderiaceae
Exons: 6
Coding region: 1-1899 (632 amino acids)
Biological process (GO): transmembrane transport
Cellular component (GO): membrane
Molecular function (GO): dipeptide transmembrane transporter activity
Source: RefSeq, a predicted model, not a curated record
AUGUCUUCCAAACUAACUCCAAAUCUACUUUUCUUCGUUUGGUUCCAUCCACGCGUUGCCUUAACCGCUUGGCGUGUAACACAUAACAUUCAUUCAAACACACUUCAUGUGUUUCAUUUAUCAUGGUCGACUAGUGAUGGUGAUGGUGGUAAUCGUGGUAGUCAACUCAUAGGAUCGAUGGUUGUUACUCGUAAACUACACUAUAAUACUGAUGGUGACGAUGAAACACAGUCAAUCUUUAAACAAGAUAAAGAUCAACAAGACUCUAUUCCAAUAUCACACAUUGAACAACAACAACAAAAAGAAGAAGAAGAAGAAGAAGAAGAGGAGGAUGAAGAUAGUUAUAUUACAUUUAUAGAUCAAUCUGAUGAAACCCAAUCACAAACACUUUCAUUUCCUCCAUCAAUCAGAUUUCUCAUUGGUAGUGAUAUUUUUGAAAGAUAUACAUUCAACUCGGUUCGUUCAAUCAUGGUCAUGUUCCUCAUCAACUUUUAUGGUUACAAUAAUAAUGAUGCUACAUCAAUACUCCAUGCCUUUAUUUUUAUUACUUUUUUAUUUCCAGUAGUAAUAGGAGGAUAUUUAGCAGAUGGAGUAAUUGGAAAAUAUAAAACAACUUUAUAUUUUAUGGUUAUGAAUUGUAUGGGUUCUAUAUUAUUGUUUCUUAGUACUAUUCCUGCUAGUGACAAUCCAAACUCUAGAAACCCAUUUGUAUUGUUGGUCGGAUUGGUUCUACUUUCAUUUGGCACCGGUGCAUUCAGGCCAGUGUUUACAGCGUUUAUUGGAGACCAAUUGGAUGCAAAGACACAAGGUCCACUGGUAGGUAGGCUUUACACUUUUUACAUGUGGGGACUCAAUCUUGGCUUUCUCCUCUCUUCCAUCGUUUCACCACUCAUUGGCGCCAAAAUUGGAUACCAAGCAGCAUUCUUGGUUCCAUGUCUUUUUAAUUUUGCAUCAAUUGCUCUAUUGCUCUUGGGUGAAGAGCAUUACCAAAAGAGACCAAUUUCAGGUAGCAUUUUCAUUUCUGCCUUCAAAAUUAUAAGUUUUAGUAUUUUUGAAAGAUUUAAAAAUAUAUUAAACAUCAAAAAUAAUAAUAAUAAUAAUAAUAAUAAUAAUCCUUCUCUUCCUCCUCUAAAUGAAAAAGAACAAGAAAAUGUAAAUAAUAAUAAUAAUAAUAAUAAUUCAACACAUUGGUUAGAUACUGCAAAAUCAAAGUAUGAUCAUUGGUCAGUAGAAUCACUCAAAGCAUCGAUUGGUGUCCUUGCUUGUUUUAUUCCAUUGCCAUUUUAUAGAGCCAUGACUGAACUGACAGCUUCAAGAUGGGUCCUUCAAGCUCUAUCAAUGAAUCGAAACAUCGGUGGUUGGUUUAUGAUUCAACCAGACCAAAUUCAAGCAUUUAAACCACUUUUAAUGAUAUCACUCAUUCCAAUAUCUGGUUUAAUAUUUAAAUAUAUGGAUAAAAAAGGGAUUGAACCAAGACCAUUACAAAAAGUUGGAAUUGGAUUGUUUACGAGUAUUGUUGCAAUGAUAAUGUGUACAUUAUUACAAAUACAUAUUGAUCAUAAUCCGCCAAACAGUGUACCGUUAUAUCUACAGGUACCUCAAUUUGUAGUAUUGGCACUGGCAGAGCUACUCAUUUCCAUUCCACUAUUACAUUUCUCGUACAAAUACUCGGCAGCGUCACACAAAAGUUUAAUCAUGAGCGCACAUUUGAUAUCGAUCUCUCUCGGCAGUUUGAUUGUACUUUUGGUGGUGGAUGUAUUGCAAUUCUCUGUACAAUGGCAUGAAUAUUUAUUAUAUGCAGCAUUGACAUUGCUAUUUUCUCUCCUUUUUGUUUUUAUUGCUAAAAGGUUUCAACCUCCUCCUUUGGAAUCAUCAAUAUUAAAUUAUCAAGAUGAUUAA